Messenger RNA from Vombatus ursinus (common wombat), 4246 nucleotides. It is a transcript of the gene ZNF711, whose product is annotated as zinc finger protein 711. Gene Ontology annotation, biological process: regulation of transcription by RNA polymerase II. Gene Ontology annotation, molecular function: DNA-binding transcription activator activity, RNA polymerase II-specific; metal ion binding; RNA polymerase II cis-regulatory region sequence-specific DNA binding. The transcript has 9 exons. Gene Ontology annotation, cellular component: nucleus. The record is from RefSeq and is a predicted model, not a curated record. Bases 49 to 2580 code for a protein of 843 amino acids. Lineage: Eukaryota; Metazoa; Chordata; Mammalia; Diprotodontia; Vombatidae.
CCAGGGUAGCCUCUGAUUGGUCCAGGCCCUUAGACCUAGGGAACUCGAAUGCAAGGCCUCAGUGCUUCACGGCCACGGCCCCCCCACUUUGGAACGCCGAGAGCUGCCGGGCCUCAGAACAACCCGCGGCAGAUAUUCGCGAAUGAACUUGGUCCCAGUAUGGAUCCAGGUGGUGGAAGUCUUGGAUUGCAGACGCAAGAAUCCAAAGUGCCCCAUACUAUGAUAAUGCAGGAUUUGGUGUCUGGAAUGGCUGGUACUGCCCGUAUCGACGGAGACCAUAUUUUUGUAUCAGUUCCUGAAGCCCUAUUAGUUUCUGAUGUUGUCACGGAUGAUGGGAUAAAUCUUGAACAUGGCCUUGCGUCUGAAGUUGUCCAAGGGCCUGAUAUCGUCACAGAAAAUGAUUUUGUAACAGAAGGUGUGUUUGUUCCUGAACCUGUUCUGGAAGCUGAUAUUGCCAUUGAAGAAAUUUUAGAUAUUAGUGAUCGCAUUUUGACUUCUGACCUAAUAACAGAAACUGUUAGAUUACCUGACCAGAUUUUUGUGGCUGACCUUGUUACUGGUCCUGAAGGACAUCUGGAACAUGUGGUCCAGGAUUCUGUGUCAGGAGCUGAUUCUCCCACAAUAGCAUCAGAGGAAGUUCUUGUAACCAAUUCAGAUACAGAAGCUGUGAUCCAAGCAGCCAGUACUCUUCCUGGUUCUACAGUUGCUAUAAAAACUGAAGAUGAUGGUGGCAAGAGCACUUCUGAAGACUACUUAAUGAUAUCUUUGGAUGAAGAUGCAGAGAAACUAGACCAAAUUGCAAACCCACCAGUAAAAAUCAACACUGAAGCUUCCAAUGAUGAUGUCUCUAAAGAAGAUGGGUUUGGUUCAGAAGUUAUAAAAGUGUAUAUUUUUAAAGCUGAAGCUGACGAUGAUGUGGAAAUAGGUGGAACAGAAGUUGUUACAGAGAGUGAUUUCCACAAUGGACAUUCUGUCCCUGGAGUACUUGAACAGCAGGGAUGUGUUGGCCGAAUGCAGCAGGAGAAGAUGGUUUACAUGGCAGUUAAAGACUCAUCUCAUGAGGGUGAAGAUCUCAAUUGUGCUGAAAUAUCUGAUGAAGUUUGCAUGGAAGUCAUUGUAGGGGAUGAGGAAGCCCCUGCUCUUCCUGAGGCCCAGCUGGAAGACUCUGAUGUGAAUAAAACAUUUGUUCCUGUGGCCUGGGCUGCAGCAUAUGGAGAUGAAAGUCUUCCCCAGAGGUAUGAAGAAUGUGAGGCAUCAGGCAAUAAUUUGGAGACCAGAUUAGAAAAUAAAGAUGGUACCUCAGCACAGUACCUUCAGAUUUGUGAUAGUGUUAACUCAAAUAAGGCACUUAAACAGAAGUCCAAGAGAAGGAAACGGGGAGAAAGCAGGCUAUGGCAAACAGCUAUUAUAAUUGGUCCUGAUGGGCAGCCCUUGACUGUAUACCCUUGCUAUAUUUGUGGGAAGAAGUUUAAAUCCAGAGGAUUCUUGAAAAGACACAUGAAGAAUCAUCCUGAUCAUAUGAUCAAGAAAAAAUACCAAUGUACAGAUUGUGACUUCACAACUAGUAAGAAAGUAAGUUUUCAUAACCACUUAGAAAGCCAUAAGCUUAUAAAUAAAGUUGAUAAGACCCUUGAACUUACAGAAUACACAAAAAGAUACAAAGAAGCUAGUCCGCUGAGUUCAAAUAAACUUAUAUUAAGAGACAAAGAAGCUAAAAUUUAUGAAUGCAAAUUUUGUGACUAUGAAACUGCAGAAAACGGACUGCUGAAUAGACAUUUGCUUGCUGUUCAUAACAAAAAUUUUCCUUAUGGUUGUGUUGAGUGUGGGAAGGGAUUCCGGCACCCCUCUGAACUUAAGAAGCACAUGAGGACCCAUACAGGGGAAAAGCCAUACCACUGUCACCACUGUAUCUUCCGGUGUGCUGAUCAGUCAAAUCUGAAAACUCACAUGAAAGCCAGACAUGGCACUGUCUUACCAUAUAAAUGUGAGCACUGUCCUCAAGCUUUCUCUGAGGAAGCUGAGCUCCAGCAGCACCUGGAAUUAUUCCAAGGACAUAAAACACACCAUUGCCCUCAUUGUGACCACAAGAGCAGCAAUUCAAGUGACCUUAAGCGACAUAUCAUUUCUGUCCAUACUAAAGAUUUCCCUCACAAAUGUGAAGUGUGUGAAAAAGGCUUUCAUCGUCCUUCAGAGCUCAAAAAGCACGGUGAAACCCAUAAAGGUAAAAAAGUCCACCAGUGUAGACACUGUGAGUUUCAAACAUCUGAUCCCUUUGUGCUCAGUGGCCAUAUCCUCUCUGUUCACACUCGAGACCUUCCUUUCAAAUGUAAAAAGUGCAAGAGAGGAUUUAGGCAGCAAACUGAACUUAAGAAGCACAUGAAGACCCAUAGUGGAAGGAAAAUUUAUCAGUGUCAGUAUUGUGACUACAAUACUACAGAUGCCUCUGGCUUUAAGCGACAUGUUAUCUCCAUACAUACAAAAGACUACCCACAUAGAUGUGACUACUGCAAAAAGGGAUUCCGUAGGCCAUCAGAAAAAAAUCAACAUAUAAUGAGACACCAUAAAGAGACCGUUAUAUAAAAUUAUAUAUAUAUAUAUAUACACACACACAUAUAUAUUACAUAUAUACAUAUAUAUAUAUAUAUGUAUAAAUAAGAAAGGAGUUUAGAGACUAAGAUACAUUAAUUGGAGAAAAAGAAAACCUCAUGAACUGUUUCUCCUGGUUCCAAAGUUUGAUAUUAAAUCAUAACCUUACAUUCUUUGUAUUAAAAGUCAUAAAAAAAAAAAAAAAAAGUCUUAGGGUUGCCAGUGAUCUGAUAGCCCUGAGAGUUGCUCAUCACAGCUUGAGCACCGUAGACAGUGGUUAGAGAGUUCCACAGAAUGGUUACAGAAAAGACUGCUGAAUGUUUAUUUCAUAGUAUUAUAUGCAUUGUUAGGCGGGGGGGAGGGGCAGAGAGAGAGAACUGAUGGUGCUAUUUGGUUUAUUCAAACAUCAUUUGCCUUCAUGGUGCUGGGAUGGGAGGUCAGUAACUUUUCUAGAACAACCAAGCUGCCCAGCUUAUGCAAUUUAGGGAUUGGGAAGGUGGCAGUUGAUCAGCGAUCACUUAGUCAUUGGGUUUUUCUGUAAUACCUGGAAUGGGUUUCCAGAAAUGGUUGAAGUUUUGUUUGUCCAGUUUUAAAAGCAUUUCAUUCAGAAGCUUUUUAGGUUAGUUCAGUACUUUUAAAAGCUGAAUUUCAGAGCUGCUAACCUAUUUUGUUACUAGAUAGGUUGUUUAAAAGCUAGCAUUAAAUGAGGAGGUCAGGGGCAAUAUUCCAUUGCUGAGAGUAAGGGAGAGAGGGGGUUGUGUAGAUGAUGAUUUCCCUUUUGCCUGAUGCUACAGUUGAAUGUUCUGGCUGGCACAGUUUGCAAAAGUAUAUUUGCAUCUGAUGUGGAUUUGGAAGAAAAUGGAUGCAGCAAUAGUGUUGCAGUUCAGCACUAUUUUUCCUUAAUGUUUUAGGAGCUUCUUUAAAAGUUUAAAAAAUGGUUCAAAGAACGCAACUUUCUUAAAUGCCACUAAAUAUUUAGAGGUUCUUUAGGACAGUUUUAGCAGAUGGGAUUCUUCUAGUCCUACUUGACUAACAAUUAAAAGGUGCAAUUUUAUGCCAUUGUUGAAAAUACCGAUUUUAUAAUAUAAACAUGCAUUUUCAUUUUGAGGCAGUAGUUAUGCAGUAUUUAACCAGAAUAAUAUGCUGCCAGUAGAAUUAAUUCAAAGAUGGAUCUUCAGUUUACAAUGUAUACAUUUAAAAUACGCAUCCGUUUAAAUGAUGCUUUGUGUUAGCAUGCUGCAAAUCAAAAUGGCAUUUAAUAGAACAAAGCUGAUCUAGGGCUAUUUAAUGAAAAACCUAUUCAUAAAUGUUAUGCAUAUAAUGUGUAUGUUUUACUUUUUUUAAGUUGCUUCAUGUUUGCACACUGCUGUUGUACACAUGAUAAAAAAAAAUGGAAAUUUUAACUUCAUUCUCUAGCGUGGCUUUGUAAUUCAGACAACCUUCAUCCUUUUGGUUUUGUACCAGAUGAGAAUCAGUUCUUUGAAAAUAAAUUUUUUAUCUUUCUGAAACCUUAAAAGGUUAAAUUUGGAAUUUGAAACAAACAAGGUUUUAUGUGUCUGUAAAUGAUACACACGCUGUAACAUGAAAUUGUCACUGUUACGUGGGACUGUUAUUUCUAAAUGUUAUUGUAAUGAGCAUACAAUAAAAAGUAUCUCUUGCA